Molecule: messenger RNA, 1198 nt
Organism: Aegilops tauschii subsp. strangulata
Lineage: Eukaryota; Viridiplantae; Streptophyta; Magnoliopsida; Poales; Poaceae
Source: RefSeq, a predicted model, not a curated record
UGUCAUUCUUAAAAAUCCGACAUCAGAUUUGUAGCGAAUUAUUUUAUCCGCUGCAAAAUAUAUAAAUGCACAUUUUUCUUUCUAUUCAGAACUUAUCGAACAAGAAGAGGAGAAGUUGCUUCCCCACGUCUCAGCCCAGAACUCCAAGCAGCGAAAGGAAGGAAGGAGGCAUAUCCCCAUCUCCCACCGACCAUUGACAUUCGCGCCCGGCCGCCGUCGGAUCAACCGCCGCUCCCCCUCCCCCUCCCGCGGGAUCCCGCCGGCGAUGGGCUUCUUCCGCCGGAUCGCCGGCAUCUUCGGCGGCUCCAGGGACGACGCCGACCACCACCACGACGCCGGCGGCGGCGGCGGCGGCGGCGGGGACGUCCCGCACGAGAAGGUGGCCGCUGCCGCCGCCGCGGCGGCGGCCUCCGGGCACGCUACUAGGCGCGGAUUCAGCGUCCAGGUGCCCGUGCCGGUCGACCGGCCGGCGGCCGGGCCCGUGCUGGCGCCCUGCCCCGCGGGAGACGGCGGCGUCCAGGGUUUCCGGUGGUAUACAAGGAGGUUAAGGAUUGACGAAGACGGCGACGUCGCCGACGAGUUCUUGGACGAGGUCCUCCCCGAAAGCUCGAACAACAGCGACGCGAGCCCAGCUGGAAGGUUCCAGGUGAAAUACAACACGAGACCAACCGCUCUAGCGAUGAGGAAGCAAACGGUCGCCGUAGACGGCGACAUCCGCCAUUGUGUGGAGCAUCAAGGGCAGCUCCAGUGGGUGUGAGGGUGUAAACGCAAGCCUGGGUUCUAGCGCGCCUUCGGCUGCCGCCUCGAGAACUGUCAUCCACUCCCCCUCCGGCCCGAGGAGCAAAGGAGCUUUACCUUGUGCCCCUCACCGUCUGGAGCCUCUGAGGAGUGGGUCUGGUUUGCACCAUUCUCAGUUGAGUGUGUUGGGAUCAGGCCUGGUUUCAUGGCUGAUCAGAUCCCUUGUACCACUAUUAGUAGCUGUACAUUGUUGGACAGUGAGUGGAAAGCAGACAAAGCUGAAUUGGUGAAGGGGGGACGUGUACUUUCAAAUAGAGCAACCAACUAAACCCUUGAACUGAAGGGCUGGUGACUUUGUGCGAGAUCCCUUUUUUUGCCUGCUGUUCUCGGUCUAUUUCUUUUUCCUCAUCUAGGAUCCGUCAUGGUGGAUUAUGAAUUUACGAUGAUUUGUUUACGUGAA